GAAAAACUCAAGAAGAGCAAGCUAAUGAAGUAAGUAACCUUAGCGGUGGAAGUAAGCAAAGCAAAAACAAUCACACCAAGUCAAUACUUCAAUAGUAUAAAUAAAAAGUCAAAACCCUCAAAAAUAUUUCUCAAAAUACCUACCUUCUCCCUCACCCACAACUCAAAAACCACACUAUUCUCAAAUCCUCAAAUGUGAAAAAAAAAACAAAAAUGGAUAACAUAAGCAUAUUACCAUCAACCCCAGGAAAAUUAAAACCAGAAAAAUACUACCAACCUUAUAAUAAUAAUAAUAAUAAUUACUAUAUUCAUCGCAUUAGAUUAUCAAAACUUACACUAUGGUCUUCAAUUUUCCUAGCUUUCAUUAUUUUCUUUUUCAUUCUCUCACCUUCCCCUUCCCCAAAUUCAAUUCGGACCCAUAACCCAUGGGGCGGACCCGAUUGGGAAAAACGGGUCACCAAAUCCGCCCGACGCAGCUCCGCUUCAUCUCUCACCGUACUCGUCACCGGUGCUUCCGGUUUCGUCGGUACUCACGUCUCACUCGCGCUUAAACGACGUGGAGACGGUGUUCUAGGUCUUGAUAAUUUCAACCGCUACUAUGACCCGAAUCUCAAACGCGCUCGUCAGAAAUUACUCUCACGCGCCGGUGUUUUCGUCGUUGAAGGUGAUAUCAACGAUGAAAAACUUCUUCAAAAACUCUUCGAUGUUGUUCCAUUUACACACGUUAUGCAUCUUGCUGCUCAAGCUGGUGUUCGUUACGCAAUGCAAAACCCUAAUUCUUAUAUUCAUAGUAACAUUGCAGGUUUUGUUAAUCUUCUAGAAGCUUCUAAAUCGGCGAAUCCUCAACCGUCGAUUGUUUACGCUUCAUCGAGUUCAGUUUACGGAUUGAAUUCGAAAGUUCCUUUCUCCGAAAAGGAUCGAACGGAUCAACCUGCUAGUCUUUAUGCAGCUACAAAAAAAGCUGGUGAAGAAAUUGCACAUGUUUAUAAUCAUAUCUAUGGUCUUUCUAUAACUGGGUUGCGUUUUUUCACUGUUUACGGUCCUUGGGGAAGACCUGAUAUGGCUUAUUUCUUCUUUACAAAAGAUAUUUUGAAAAGGAAACAGAUUACUGUGUUUGAAUCACCUGAUGGUGGAAGUGUUGCUAGAGAUUUUACAUAUAUUGAUGAUAUUGUGAAAGGUUGUUUAGGGGCAUUGGAUACUGCUAAGAAGAGUACUGGUGUCGGUGGGAACAAGAAGAAAGGGAAUGCACAGUUUAGGAUUUUUAAUUUGGGUAAUACUUCGCCGGUUCCGGUUACUGAACUUGUUGAUAUAUUGGAGAGGCUUUUGAAAGUGAAGGUGAAAAGGAAGGUGAUGCCGAUGCCGAGAAAUGGUGAUGUUAGGUUUACUCAUGCUAAUAUAAGUAAAGCACAAAGGGAGCUUGGUUACAUGCCUACUACUGAUUUGGAGACUGGACUCAACAAGUUUGUGAGGUGGUAUCUUGACUUUUACAAUCCUUUAAAGAACAAGAGUGUUUGGUGAUUUAUUUUAUUUCACGUGUUUUGCUUUUGUUCUGUUUUGCUGCAUAAUAUUUGUGUAUUAUUAUGAUGUAAUGUACCACAUUCCCCUAUUUCUCUUCCCUAUAAAUAAUUGCAGUGUGCUAAUUGUGCUGAGGGGAAGAACUAGUAUAUAUAGUAUCAUGGACUUUAAUCUU
Molecule: messenger RNA, 1689 nt
Organism: Trifolium pratense (red clover)
Lineage: Eukaryota; Viridiplantae; Streptophyta; Magnoliopsida; Fabales; Fabaceae
Product: UDP-glucuronate 4-epimerase 5-like
Exons: 1
Coding region: 213-1517 (434 amino acids)
Source: RefSeq, a predicted model, not a curated record